CAGCACCCCGCGCCCGCACCCCUGCGGUCCCCCCCCGCCCCCGCCCAGCAUCACGGACCCACCCGGAUCUCGGCGGGGACAUGGAGGUCCUGGUGACAGAGACCAGCUCACAGCAGGAGCGGCUCCAGGCCAUUGCGGAGAAGAGGAGGAGGCAGGCAGAGAUUGAGGACAAGCGCCGGCAGCUGGAGGAUGGCCGGCGGCAGCUCCAGCACUUGAAGUCCAAGGCACUUCGGGAACGCUGGCUGCUGGAGGGGACACCAUCCUCGGCCUCGGAGGGGGAUGAGGACAUGCGGAGACAGAUGGAGGAGGACGAGCAGAAGGCGAGGCUUCUGGAGGAAUCCGUCUCCAGGCUGGAGAAGGAGGUCGAGGAGCUGGAGAACGGAGAUGCAGUCCCAGUCACCAAGGAGAACGCGGCGGCCCCCAGCCCAGCCCGGGCCCCGGCCCUGAGCCCAGCCAAGGAGGAGCACAAGGUGCUGAACUCACAGCAGACCCCGGUGGGCACCCCCAAAGAGAAGCACUCUAUCUCCAAUACCCCGGUGAGGAUGGUAGAGGGCUCCACCAUGAUGAAGGCAGCCAUGUACUCGGUCGAGAUCACGGUGGAGAAGGACAAGGUGACGGGGGAGACGAGGGUGCUGUCCAGCACCACCUUGCUCCCCCAGGAGCCGUUCCCUCAGGGCAUCAAGGUCUACGAGGACGAGACCAAAGUGGUCCAUGCUGUGGAUGGCACUAUGGAGAACGGGAUCCACCCACUGAGCUCCUCUGAGGUGGAUGAACUCAUCCACAAGGCAGAUGAGGUCACACUGAGCGAGGCAGGGUCCACAGCUGGGGCAUCAGAGACCCGGGGGACCAUGGAGGAGGCCGUCCGGACCACGCCCUCCCGUCGGGAGAUCACCGGGGUGCAGGCUCAGCCGGGUGAGGCCACAUCGGGUCCACCAGGGGUCCAACCUGGCCAGGAGCCCCCAGUCACCAUGAUCUUCAUGGGCUACCAGAACGUGGAGGAUGAGGCCGAGACCAAGAAGGUGUUGGGGCUUCAGGACACCAUCACAGCAGAGCUGGUGGUCAUCGAGGACGUGGCUGAGCCCAAGGAGCCCGCACCACCCAACGGCAGUGCCGCUGAGCCCCCUGCCACCACAGGCUCCAGGGAGGAGAACCAAGCAGGGCCCGAGCUCCCCGCUAGCGACUCCCAGGACCUCGACAUGAAGAAGCAGCGCUGUAAAUGCUGCUCGGUCAUGUGAGCUGGCCCAGCCCCCAGCCCCUGGCCCCGCCCUCCGAGCCACCGACACCCACGAGCCCGGCCCCUCCUGGUGCCUGCCCACCCUUCACCUGCCACCUCUUGGGCCCCAGGACGCACGGUGUUGUCACUUCCUUCUGAUUUUUCUUUCACUGGAAAGAGAGGGACGGGGUCCCCCACCCCAUCACCACCCCCCAACACCCAUCCUGAACCACUGAGCCGGGCACCUGCACCUGGUAGGAGACAGAUAUGGACAGACCUGCUUUUCAUGAAACGAGGACCCCUACCCACAUCGUGGCAGGUUCACAGAUGCAGUUCAUACCCACGAUGGUCCCGGUGGCAUGAUCCCGGCCUCGACGUGGCCUCAGCCAGCUUGCCACCCUCUGGGCUUCCUUCCCGUGCCUUCCUGCCACUUCCGCCGAGGUAUCCUAGAGUAAGGUCUGCCAGAAACGGGGCCCCGUGGGGUUUCUGGCGAAGGCGCUUGUGUCUCCAUCAGGGGCUGUGGGUUGAGGCUGUGCCUCUUUGGGGAGUCUUGGUUGGACACCAGGCUCAAGGUCUUGGAACAGAAAAUGGGCCCCUCUGGGCACCCCAGCCUGAUGUGCCCCCACCCCCCAUGCCCUCCUUGGGCCUGGCUAGUGGAUGAUGGAGCCUGGAGAGGGGGAAGGGAGCCCUGGAGACACACACCCCCCAACCCCAUCCGGGCCUGUAGCCCCAGGCUUCCUUCUGCAUGGGGCAGGCCAGGGGUCUUUGAGCUGCCCCCUGCCCAAGGCAGGGAUCACGUGAGCCACUUUUGGUCCCCAGCUCCCACCCCCACUGGGCCCUCCUUCCUCCUGGUGCUAAUUUGGGGACCCUAGGGGGCCACUCCCUGGCCUCUUGUCCAGUCUGCUUGGGCCGGAAUCCUGGGUCCCCCUGCCCGACCACACCCCAAAGACCAGGCCCUACCUGCCAGACCUGCUCAGCUUGGAGCAUUUGCGGGUAGUGGAGUGGGGUGUAGCCUGUCGGGGAGGCUGCUGGAGCAGGAGACCCCCAUUUGCCACCCAGCCUGGGGUGAGCCUGCUCCUUGCCCCCCCUCACUGGAAGGGGUGAGGGGCUCCCCUGCUGGGGGCAGCCAACACUCAAUGUGCACUUGUGUCUCCCUGGGUGCAGCCACACUUGUUCCCAGAGGUGUAUUCGUGCACAUUCUCACAGACACCCUCCUCUCACGUGUUGGCUUUGAACCACCAGGCCCCAUCUUAUACCCUUCCCUAGGGGUCUCCAGCCUGGUGCCCAGUGCCCAGGCCACCUCUUGGUCCAGUUGCCACCCCCAGUCUCAGCAGGGCAGAGGCAGGAACCACCUCUGACCUAAGCCUGGUUCUAGCCUCAGCUUGGCCACUCUCAGUGGCUGGGAGGAGAGGCCUUCCCUUAGGGGUGCCCCUGGGCAGUGGCUGUGGACCCCUCCUGUCCCUCCCUCUAGCCUGCCCCGAGUCCCUCGAGCUGUGAGCCUCUGCUGAAAAGUGCCCUUGCUGCCCCCUUUCUGCUUUUGAUGUGUGACAAGGCCCCCGAUGUUCUUGAUUUUCCCAGAGAAGCAAAUAAACAGUGUGAACAGCUGA
Molecule: messenger RNA, 2820 nt
Organism: Loxodonta africana (African savanna elephant)
Lineage: Eukaryota; Metazoa; Chordata; Mammalia; Proboscidea; Elephantidae
Gene: PALM
Product: paralemmin
Exons: 9
Coding region: 81-1235 (384 amino acids)
Biological process (GO): negative regulation of adenylate cyclase activity; regulation of cell shape; positive regulation of filopodium assembly
Cellular component (GO): plasma membrane
Source: RefSeq, a predicted model, not a curated record